Alligator mississippiensis (American alligator) is the source of this 2686-nucleotide messenger RNA. Its product is annotated as carbonic anhydrase 3. The record is from RefSeq and is a predicted model, not a curated record. The transcript has 7 exons. Lineage: Eukaryota; Metazoa; Chordata; Crocodylia; Alligatoridae. Gene Ontology annotation, molecular function: zinc ion binding; carbonate dehydratase activity. Bases 73 to 867 code for a protein of 264 amino acids. Gene Ontology annotation, cellular component: cytoplasm.
GGGUGCGGGGGCUGGGGCCGGGCCAGGGCAGUGCCUGCCUGCCUGCGAGAGUCGCCACCGCAGCCCGAGGCCAUGGCGCAGCCGCCCUCGCCCUGGGGCUACGAGAGCCACAACGGCCCGGCGCGCUGGCACGAGCAGUACCCGGUGGCGCGCGGCGAGCGGCAGUCCCCGGUGGAGAUCCGAAGCGAGGAGGUGCAGCACGACCCCGCGCUGCCGCCCUGGUUCGCCAGCUACGACCCGGGCGCGGCCAAGAGCAUCCUCAACAACGGGCGCACCUGCCGCGUGGUCUUCGACGACACCUUCGACCGCUCAGUUCUGAGAGGUGGACCUAUUCAAGGAGCCUACAGGCUGCGACAACUUCAUUUUCACUGGGGUUCUUCUGAUGACCAUGGCUCAGAGCACAUUGUGGAUGGAGUGAAAUAUGCAGCAGAGCUUCACAUGGUGCACUGGAAUCCAAAACAUGGUAAUUUUGCUCCAGCUUUGAAACAACGUGAUGGAGUGGCUAUAGUGGGUGUUUUUCUGCAAGUAGGGAAAACUCUUAAACGAGAAAUGAAAAGAAUUCUUGAAGAAAUGGAAUCUAUCAAGACAAAGGGGAAAGAGACUCCUUUUCUACACUUCGAUCCAUCAAUCCUUUUCCCCAAGUCUCGGGACUACUGGACCUAUGAGGGCUCCUUCACUACACCUCCUUGUGAAGAGUGUGUCACCUGGAUUCUUCUGAGAGAGCCUAUUGUUGUCAGCCCAGACCAGAUGGCAAAGCUACGGAGCCUUUCCAUGAACACUGAGAAUGAACCUUUUCACCCCCUGGUGGAUAACUGGCGUCCUCAACAGCCUCUGAAGGGCAGGGUUGUGAGAGCCUCCUUCAAAUAAAUUUCUGUUGAAGUUGGGUGCCUUUUGAGUGAGAAAAUUCCCAGCUACCAAAGCCUAGGUAGCAAUGUACUCUCUGCUGCUCUCCCCCUGGACUGGCCAAAGCCUGAAAGUCUGAAUAAUGAAAUAUGGUGGAUCACUGACUCUGAUUUUUAGCAGAGAAAAUUUGGCUUGGGUAAUUUUUAAAGGUUAAUAUGGAAAUGUGGAGUCUCUGUUGGGCUCAUAGCAACAGCUUUAGCUUUAAACGGGUCCUUUCUACCAAGAGCUGUUGGCAGUAAAAUGAGGUAGGUUCAAUACCUAGGUAUCUAGAGGUAUCUCUUCAUAUUAAAAAGCAUAAUCAUUUUAAGUCUUUACCCAGAAAAUUGAGAAAAUGGAACACCUCUGCUAGAUACCCUAAUAGACAAUAUUUCCCUCCUUGCUAGCUUUCAGUGUCUGUACAGAACAAUGGGAAUUUAAUUAGGGGAGGAGUGCAGUAUAAAUUGUGAAUUCAAAUAGUAUCUAGUGAAUAAAUGUUCUUUUAACACACCGCUUUCCCCCUUCCUCUGCUGCCUCUCAUUUGCAGUUUGUUGUCAGAGAUUCAAACAAAGAAUCAAGAGCUGCCUUCAGGUGCCUUCUGCACCUCUCACCUUUGGAAGGUGGGAAAGAGUGCUGUCUGGCUUAUAGUGUUCAAAGAAUAAGUUGUAGGUAUGAUGAUCCAGAAAAUAUGCAAGCAGCAAGGAUUUCUUAGGGUGAUAUUUUUUACUAGACCAACUAUGUGUUGGUUCAAUAAAAGAUAUCACCCUAAAAAAUCCUUGUGUCUGGCUUCUAUGAAGAGGCAUCUUGCAGCGAUAGGAAGCUGAAGUGACGGUUUGCCCUUCACUUGUAUUCAGCAUACUAUUCUGUCCUAAAGUUCCAAUACUUUCUUAAAUUUUCAUCCAAGACUAGACAAUUUUGACCCAAAACAAUCCAAAAUUAUCUCUGUACUUUGUGUGUUGCCCAUGCAAAUGAGAUCUGCUUGUUUCGUCAAGGUACCGUUACAUCUGGCAAGAGAAGACUUUCAUCCAUUAUCUCUAGGUUCUUCAAUGGUAGCCUCUUCUAGACAAAAUGAUGUGUUCAGCUAAAAGACAUGUUUAGCAGUUGUAUUUAAAUUGGGCAAGAUGAGUCAAAAAUCUCCAAUUUUUUUAAUUAAUGUAAUUCUUGGGAGUCAUUGAAGGCAAGAGUUUUGUUCUUUAUGUUUCUCUUGCACAGAGAGAGUACAAAGAAAGCCACUGAUGAGCAAGUUUUGAUUUCAACAUAAGGAAAGAUUAGUGGUGGACAGUUUCAUUUUGGAGAACUGAAAUCAACAAUUUAGCUCAAACUAUGAGUAUUGAAUUUGGGAAAUGCUUCUAAUUAUUUUAACAAUUGACUUACUCUGAUCAGUGGAUCAACUUUCAUUUUUAUGUCACAGCAUUUGCAAUUACAUCAGUUUUGAGAAGCUUCAGCAUUUUCUUUGAUUUCCUGAAUCUUUAGGGUUUGUCACUAGCAGAAAAUGAUUAGUUUCUGUGGAAGGCUUUUUAGAAUCAUAAGAAUUUUCACUUCCAUUUUCUUACUCUACCACUUCUCUUACAUUUCUCAAAGCCAAAUUCUACUCUUGUUUGUAUUUGGAAUUGAUCCUAAUGUUAAAAAGAUUUGUGAGCAAGAAUCUAAGACAAAAUUUUGACUCUAACUAUCUAAAAGCAAUUGGCUGUGAUGUUCUUGUCUCUUGUCUGACUUAAAGUUGUCUCAGGAUUGUAUGGCUGUAUAGUAAUAGUAUUUCCUUCCUCCUCUUCCUUAAGAGAACCAACACUAAUAAAUAUACUUGCAG